GUUCACAAAAAUGACUAUUUAAGUGAAGGGUUCGGGUACGCAUGCGUGCGGAUCUGUCAAAAUUACAAAUCACAGAGAGAGAGAUCACCACGGCGCGUUUAGAAAAAGUUAUUUUUAUAAAUUAAAAUAUUAAUGAAAGUGCUACGAGUGAUAUUUAAAGUGUUCUGUAAAGGCUGAAGAUAGUAUUGUUGUUAAAAUGUCUAAGGAAACUUCGUUAGUUGGGUUGGACGCAAUCCUAAAAGAAUUGGGAUCUUUUGGGAAGUAUAAUAUUAUCAAUUAUGCUUUCUUUCUAUUUCCCUGUUUUUUAGCGGGAAUGUAUGGAUCUGUUUACGUGUUCGAAGCGAGUGACAUCGAUUACAGAUGCCGCAUAAAUGAAUGCGAGAGUAUCAACAACACCAAUCUUUGGUUAGAAUACGCUAUUCCCAAAGAAAAAGAUAGAUAUUCUAAAUGUUUAAGAUUCUCUGCUAUAGAGAGUGAUAUCACUAGUAAUAGUUCGUGUACGGUGGAUGCAUUUGAUACUAGUGUUGCGGAGAAGUGCACUUCUUAUGUGUAUAGUGAUGAAGAUUCGGCUGUGAAAGAUUUUGAUCUCGGGUGCCAAAACUGGAAGAGGACUCUUAUAGGGACCAUCCACAAUUCUGGCCUUUUCCUAUCCCUCCCUCUUACGGGGAUUAUAUCAGAUAGAUAUGGGAGGAAACUGGCCUUAUCAGUAGCAGCCCUUAUGAACUGUAUUUUCGGAUUCUUGAGGUCUUUUUCUACUAAUUAUAUCAUGAUGGUAGCUUUUGAAUUUUUGGAGGCUGGCUUUGGAGCGGGGGCUUAUACUACAGCUUUUGUUUUAGCUAUGGAACUGGUAGGACCCAAAGGCAGGGUGUUUGGUAAUACCCUCAUAAACGUAGUAUAUGUUUGUGGCCUGAUGUCUCUAGCUGGACUGUCAUGGAUCUUACAAGACUGGAGAACUCUGUUAAGAGUAAUUUAUGCCCCAUCUUGCUUAGUAUUUUCAUAUUUAUGGAUAUUGAAUGAAAGUAUCCGUUGGCUGCUUAGCAAAGGUAGACAUGAUGAAGCUGUAGCCAUUUUGCAGAAAGCGGCUAAAAUGAAUAAUGUAGAAUUGAGUGACCAAGCUUUGGCACCACUCCAAGAAAUGGAGAAAAAGCCAAUAGAAGAAAAGGAAGAAAUCGAUGUGGAACCAAAACCUUCAGUUUUCUUGCAAGUGAUUAAGUCAAGCAUUAUUAUAAAAAGAUUGCUAUGUUGUUCGUUCUUAUGGAUCACGUGUACUUUUGUUUACUAUGGCCUGUCAAUUAAUUCUGUAUCUUUAGCAGGCAAUAAGUACAUUAACUUUAUGUUAGUGGCCUUCAUAGAGAUUCCAGCCAACUUUACUUGCUUGUUUGUACUGGAUAGAUUCGGAAGGAAGAAAGUUAUGAUUAUCAUGUACAUUUUGAGCGCGAUCCUGUGCAUCAGCUUAUCGUUCCUACCUAAAAAUCAGACCUGGUGGUCGUUAAUCUUCUACCUCUCCGGGAAGUUCUCCAUCACGGUGGCGUACAGUUCCGUUUAUAUCUACGUGUCUGAAGUAUUCCCUACCAAUGUCAGACAGUCACUGUUGGCUGUUUGUUCGUCUACUGGCAGAAUAGGGUCUACUUUAGCUCCUUUGACACCUUUACUGGCUUUAUACUACGACAACCUACCUUCAAUAUUCUUCGGUACCCUAGCAGUAAUGGCUGGUCUCCUAGUCUUCACUUUACCAGAAACCAUCAAUGUUCCUCUACCAGACUCGAUAGAAGAAGCCGAGAGAUUAUCCAAAGCGAAGAGACGGAAACCAGAAGAUAUGCCGUAGUUUGGUCUCGUUUUAAUGCUAGCAUUUAUUGAAUGAGUGAAAAAGAUGCAUAUUGUUUGGUUAACUCUUAUUUUAUUUUGAUGGAUAAGAUUAUUUUUGAUAUAUUUAAUUCAUGUUUCUUUUUCAUUAUUAUAUUUAGUAACAGAUUUUUUUGUAUGAUUGUCUUUGUUGAAAAGCAAUAUGCGCAAUAGCACAAUGUCUAUUUUUUUACUUACAUAAGUCUAAGUUUUAAAAUGUUCUAUAACUCAAAUGAUUUUAACUAUUUUUUUAAGCAAUAGUUAUUUUGUAGAUAAUUUUUUUGUGUCUUUGUUAGACAAGUUAUUUAAUUAAUUAAGUAAUAAUAGCACAAAGCCUUUUUGCUCAGCUUAAUAAUCCUAUGUUUUAAAGUUACCCUUAAAUAUUAUUGUUAUAGGAACAUACUUAUCCAAUAUCUAAGUAACCUGAAAGUGUGUAUGUGUUUGUGUCUAUGUGUGCGUGAGAUGAAUCCCACAGAUGAAGCUAAGGU
This is a messenger RNA of Helicoverpa armigera (cotton bollworm), 2330 nucleotides long. RefSeq names its product organic cation transporter protein. Gene Ontology annotation, molecular function: transmembrane transporter activity. Gene Ontology annotation, cellular component: membrane. The record is from RefSeq and is a predicted model, not a curated record. Gene Ontology annotation, biological process: transmembrane transport. The transcript is spliced from 6 exons. Bases 197 to 1825 code for a protein of 542 amino acids. Lineage: Eukaryota; Metazoa; Arthropoda; Insecta; Lepidoptera; Noctuidae.